Molecule: messenger RNA, 1190 nt
Organism: Chiroxiphia lanceolata (lance-tailed manakin)
Lineage: Eukaryota; Metazoa; Chordata; Aves; Passeriformes; Pipridae
Gene: TMEM221
Product: transmembrane protein 221
Exons: 3
Coding region: 178-1002 (274 amino acids)
Source: RefSeq, a predicted model, not a curated record
CCCGCCCCGGCGGCCACGGGCGGGGCAGGAAGGCGGCCGGGGGCGCUCCCGGCUCGGUGCCGCUUCCCGGUGCCCGUUAUCCGUUCCCUUUCCCGGUGCCCGGGAUCGGGCGGCGGGAGCCCCGAGGAGUUGGGGAGCGCUCGCCCCGUCGGGUGUGACCCCCCCGGAGCCCCCCCGAUGCCCGGCCCCGCCAUGGCCGGCGCUUACCGGGAGCGGGCCCUGACGGUGCUGCUGCUCUUCGGUGCCCUGUCCGCCGUCAUGGCCCUGCUCUCCUCCAACCUCCUGCUGCAGCUCUCGCAGGGACAGUACUUGGAAUUGCCGGGGUGGGCGAGUCGCCCGAUGGAGGUGGCGGAGGCCACGCUGGCCGCGCUCUGCCUGAUGCUCAACCUGAGCUGCCUCCUGCUCUGCCUCCUGCACGGCCACCUCGGCACCGAGCUGGGCCGGGGGCAGCCCGGGCACGACCGGGCUGACAGGUUCCUCCAGGACACCAGGAAGGUCCGUCACGCCGCCCUCGGCCUCUUCUGCUUCGGGAUCUGCUGUUACCUCACAGCUCUCGGCCUGCACAUGCUGAGGGUGUGGGCGCUGAGGGUCGGAAUUCCCACCGCCUGCGCCCUGUUCUCCGGGAUCAUCGUGCUGCUCAUCACGGUGACCCACACCCUGCUCCGGGCGCUCCGCGCGUCCCGGCACCGCCUCCCCGGAGCCUCUCCCGGCCCCUACGAGAACGGCGGCGACUCCUCCGACGGGGCCGAGCCGCGGCCCCGCCCCGACAUCCACCGGAAAUUUUCCUUCCCGGUUUUCCUGGAGAGCAAAUCCCAGCCGGGUUUCGGCACCAGCAGCGGCUCCUCGGGCAGGGAGGGCUCGGAGCAGCCCCGCGCGCACAGGACGCUGUCGGCGGAGUCCGGGAUGCUGCAGGCGCAGGGGAAAGCCUGGAAUGUCAUCCCGCCGGAGAUGGGGGACGCGAUGGCGAGAAAACCCCCGGGCAAGGACCUCACGCUGGUGUGAGGGCAAGGGGGGGGGACCCUCUCCAGGCCUCGUCCCAGGGGCAGCUGAAGGCGCCGGGGCUGGGAUUUUGCACCCCCAGGUCGGAGCCCGCACGGGGUCGGGGCUCGCGAAGCUGCUCCUCCCUCCCUCCCCUCCUCCUGCUUUGUGCCUUUUUGCUGCUUUUGCUGAAUAAACCACCACUUCUGCUC